GUGUCGUCAACGACGACUGAAAUCGUGGCCGAAUCUAUUUCUUUCGCGAAACUCUCGCAUGAUAAGCGUACCGGCAGGAGUGAAUAGCGAAGAAAGAUAAAGAAGUUAAGUCACGGCGAAGAGUCGUUCGUGCCGACGAGAUUUUUUGUCGGUCUUUAAAAAGGCCCGUAACCGUUGCGAAAAUUCUGUGUGCGAGCCGGAUUGUUGCUCAGCUUAUUGACAGUGAAAAAUAUUGUUAUUGCUCAAACACAAAAGUGCUCGGCUAACGUACCUUAUUUGCUCGGUUUACGGAAAUUCGAAAGAUACACUAUUUUCAGUUGGCGGGCGGCGAUUGCUUUCGCUCGAAAGAAAAUCGACUUUACUCAGAAGUACCUCAAGUGUCAAGCAAGAAUUUAUCCCAUACACGGAACUGUAUUCACCCUCGUUUUUUUACCUUUUUACCAGACCGUUGUACUUGCACUGCUUGCCGUAAAAACAGAGAAAUCGUCUUAGCGAGAGACAAUAAAUUUAUUUGAAAAACCAUGAAGUUACCCAAGAUAUUCAUGCCCCUGUCGCGUCGUGACGAGAGGAGAGCGAGCGUGACGAGCAAAGUGCCGAAGGAAAUCGAGAGCGAGAGUUAUGCCGUUUCCGAAGAGCUUGGCAGCCAGUGGUUACAGUUCGCCGCUGCCAUAAGUGCCUGCCUGGCUGUGGUGGCGUGCGGUGAACAUUUGAGCUGGACAUCACCGGCUCUACCGUUUCUCAAGGGACCAGAUUCGAGAUUCACAGUGACCGCGGGUCAAGGUUCAUGGAUCGUAUCGUUGUACACCCUCGGGAGUCUGUUCGGCUCAAUUUUGAGUCCGGUAUGUGUCGACAGAUUGGGUCGGAAGAUGACACUGCUGGCGUUUGCAUUACCCCAGUUGGCGGGUUGGGGUCUCAUCAUAGGAGCUCGUAGCGUCGUCAUUCUCUACGUAGCGAGGUUCGUCGCCGGAGUUGGUCACGGUGGUAUAUACAACGCGGGAGUGAUUUAUCUCGGGGAAAUUGCUGAUAAGAAUAUUCGAGGAGCGCUCGGAACGUUUCUAAAGCUGUCAACGAACCUUGGUAGUCUUUUCAUAACGACUAUCGGAGCUUAUUUGCCUUAUUGGGAGCUCAAUAUCGUUGCAAUGUCAAUACCCCUGCUGUUCGUCGUGACGUUUUCCUUCAUGCCGGACACGCCGUAUUUCCAUUUGAUUCGGGGCAAUGACACGAGGGCCGAGAAGUGCUUGAUGAAGCUGCGUCGACUCCGCAAAACGGAAACGGUCAAGGAUGAUAUGAGCUGCAUGAAGGAUGCGGUUGUCCAAGGGCAGGAGAACAAGAAGAGCUCUCUGCUCGAGCUCUUUCGAACGAGAGGCAACCGUCGAGGUCUGCUCAUCCUUCUGGGCCUGAAAGCUACCCAACAAUUUUCGGGCCACAUGGCAAUCGUUGCUUACACUCAAGAGAUCUUCAGUCACGGUGGAACAGCCAUAAGUCCGGCCGAGGCCGUCGUCGUCCUCGGCGUCGCCCAACUCAUCGCUGGAAUUACUGCCGCCGGUUUGGUAGAUCGUGUUGGGCGCCGUAUUCUUAUGCUCGUUUCCGGCUUAUCCGCUACUGUUGCACUCAUCGCCGUUGGCAUGUUUUUCCACCUCAAAUACGUCGCGAAAAAUGAUGUGUCCGCUAUAUCAUGGCUACCAGUCGCUGCCAUUAUAACUUACGAAGUCGUGACCACCCUCGGAAUUGGCACAUUACCCUACGUCCUCCUCGGCGAAUUAUUCCCAACGAAUGUCAAAGCCCCGGCUGUCGCGAGCGGCAUGAUCGUCGGUUCACUCUUCGCAUUCGUCGUCGGACUUGGCUUCGAAGGUCUCAAUUCCGUUGUUGGUAUACAAUGGACCUUCUGGAUAUUCGCUAUAUCUUGUGCCAUUGGCACGCUCUUCGUCUAUUUUAUAACACCGGAAACCAAGGGCAAGAGCCUCGAAGAGAUACAGAAACUGUUGAACCCGACUACUGUACAACCAUCCGAAGCGUGAAGAUCGAAUUAAAGAGGUAAAUAACCUUUCAAUCUUUUGAAAAGUUACAACAAAGAGCUGCGUUGCAAGUUCGACGUGCCAUACGCGAAGAUGAGAGUACGUCGGUGGAGCCUGCAUCUUCUCGUCCCAACUAUAACAAUGCGUCUCAUUACCUUGGAAUCGAUCGGAAAAUCUGUCAGCAUCGUCUAGCAAUCGGUUAUGAUGAAUUUUGUGUUAGAUUGUCUUAAAUAAGUGAUUUUCGGUGAAACGUCAAUCACCUUUAUUCAGAGGUACCUGAAUUAUAACUCAUUACGAAUUGCUCGAUAGCAACAAUCAAACCUGUGCUCAUUGGAUUCGAUUUUGAUAUUUUAAUUUCAACGAAUCGAACGUUAGAUUGUCCCAUAGAUAAAUUUGUAUUUAAUGAUAUCGGCUAUUUUGGCAUAACGAUGAAACUUCCUCUUUCUCCGGGGGAUUCGUGUUUCGAAAGCUGCUCUGAAAAGAUGCGAAGUAUCUACAAAAUGAAAUAUUCCACAAUAAAACGCAAAGCGAGUCUUCGUUCAUACGCAAGUUUGAUUAGCAACAUGCUGUUAACAUGAUGCAGUUAAAAAACAAUGGAAUAUGUUCGGCGAUGACUCGUUUAAAUAAAUUCAAACGAAUCAAGCCGCGAAAGUGGAAAUGAAAAGGAAUAAAAAUAUCGACAAAUCUCGAUAUCUGAGAUAAUCCACAAGUUGCACAAAUAUCUCGAAUAACUCUGAGAAUUUCCGGUACGACCUAACUCGGUCAAGGCUCAGACAGGGAAAUCAGUGCGUUUGUCUCUCGCUUAAAGAAGAUAUCUGUGAUAUAGUAUGUACGCUGAACAUUAUGGAUAGUCGAGUAUAUAAGUAUAAUGCUAAAUGUAUUAGCGAAGGAAUGUACGAGGUUGACUGCGAAACGGAAACGGAUCGGACGGUUCGGCCUCGUAGUGUCCGUCGUUGGAAAACUUUACCUCGCGCACUCAUCAUAAAUACGUUCGAACACGACCGAACCUUUUUUUCACUACUAUUUAUUUGUUAUUUAAUUAGAAUCCAUUCGAUGGAUUUGGAGUUUGAGAGUCAGCUGUGGAAGAGCCUGCGAUUUUGAGCGGCUCGAGUCUUCCACCGACGAACCUUUGUGCGUGCGUGAAUGAAAUUUGCUUCUGCGUGUACAUCGCUUCCUAAUUACGUUAAUGCAAUAGUCUACAGAGAUUAUAUACAUUGUAAAUGCUUUGUCGAUACAUAUUGAGAAUAAAGUGAAAACGUCAACGAUGUA
This is a messenger RNA of Venturia canescens, 3284 nucleotides long. Its product is annotated as facilitated trehalose transporter Tret1-like. The coding region runs from base 522 to 2018 and encodes 498 amino acids. The transcript is spliced from 3 exons. The record is from RefSeq and is a predicted model, not a curated record. NCBI's taxonomy places the organism in Eukaryota, Metazoa, Arthropoda, Insecta, Hymenoptera, Ichneumonidae. Gene Ontology annotation, molecular function: transmembrane transporter activity. Gene Ontology annotation, cellular component: membrane. Gene Ontology annotation, biological process: transmembrane transport.